This is a messenger RNA of Columba livia (rock pigeon), 3333 nucleotides long. RefSeq names its product ankyrin repeat domain-containing protein 18B-like. NCBI's taxonomy places the organism in Eukaryota, Metazoa, Chordata, Aves, Columbiformes, Columbidae. Bases 938 to 2848 code for a protein of 636 amino acids. The record is from RefSeq and is a predicted model, not a curated record. The transcript is spliced from 16 exons. Gene Ontology annotation, molecular function: protein binding.
GCAGCUGUGCAAACGGCACAUUCGCAAACGCAUUUCCCGGCCGCCCGGCCCCGCGGGAGCCCCAGCGCCGGAGCCGCAGCCCGCUCGCCCCGGGCCGGCGUCACCCCGCCCGCUGUGACGGCCCCGGCCCUCCCGCUGUGACGCCCCGAGCUGCCGCUUUUAAGCCGCCCCCUGCAGCCGCCGGCUCUCAGUGCUGUCGCCGCCGCAGCGGGACCGGCAGUGCGUGUGUGGCUCGGAGCGUCGGGAGCUGCGACCCAGCUCGGGACUCGCCUCUUCUCGGCUCUUCUCGCCUUCGCAACGCCCUCUAACGUUGCUCUCCCGGGACUCGGUUCUGGGCUUCUCUUGCCCUCUCCGCGCCCACUCCCCUUGGUCUCCGGGGCUCGUCAGAGUCCGCCGGGCGACUCCUGCGGCUGCUCAUCCCGGAGCGGGCCGUGCCCUCGUCUCCCCCGCACCAGGCAGAGCUCCAUGGCACUGCUCAGGAGGGUGCGGGAGCGGCCGCCGUCUGACGGCGCUUCCGCGCCCAGCACCGCCGGGGCCUCGGAGCUCCGGGAGAAGCGCCGGGCGGGCUGCACGGCGCGGCCGCCCGUGGCGACCUGGCCUGGCUGCAGCAGCGCUGGUGGCGGAAGAGAUUCUCCAUCAACUCGCGGGAUGCCAACAAGCAGUAAGAGGCGGGCAGUGCCCAUAGCGAAGACACACGUGCUCUGGCUGGAAGAGCCGGCGAAGCCCCACACGAUCGCAAGCACCCUAGGGACAGGCCGGCUCCACAGCGCUGCCCUUAGCGGAGGCCCGCCCCAGCUGGGACAGGAGCCAGCGGAUGCGCUCUGGCACCAGAAACCUUGCUUUCGGCUGCUUUUUUGGCAGUUGAGCCUUGUGCCCCUAGGUGGUUGGCACCACAGCCUGAAACGAUGUCUUCAGCCGUCUUGUCUCUGCUAACUGGAUGUAUUUAAUUUCUAGGACGCCUCUGCAUCUUGCUUGUGCAAACGGCCAUGCAGAUGUCGUUCGCUUUCUGGCAGGAAAGCGGUGCCAGCUCAACCCUCAUGGCAUGUUUGAGAAAACACCACUGAUGCUGGCAGUAGAGCACGAGCACAAAGACUGCGUGACUGCUCUGCUGGAGCACGGUGCCGACCCUGACCACAGAGGUGCUGGCGGCAACACUGCCCUUCACAUGGCUGCCAUCAUGCCCAGCAAAGCGAUGGUGGAGCUCUUACUCGAGCACAAUGCCCAGAUUGAGGCUAAGAAUGUGUUGGGAUACACUCCUCUUGCCGUUGCCAUCCUCCAACGCCACGAAGAGAUGGUUGAGUUCCUCAUUCAAAAAGGAGCUGAUGUGCACACUCGAGAUCUGCAUGACAGGACCACUCUUGUGAUUGCCGCUUAUGCUGGGAAUGUGAAUGUACUACGGCUUCUUCUUCAGCAUGGUGUUGAUCUUUUUCAUCGAAACAAGCAUGGCUUUAACGAUUUGGGUAAUCGCCGUCAGUUUAAGCCUGAAGUUAUAAAGACACUGGAGGAAUAUGAAAACUGUAAAAGAACAGGAGAACGCUCUGUAGGAGGCACAGGAGGUCCAGCAGUACCUGAGAUCUCUUGCUCUGGGACGACUGCUGCCCCUCCCAUGGGAGCACCUGUGCAGACUGGAGCAGGUGUCUUGCCAGAAGCUGGAGCACAGCAAGAGGAGGAAUGUGACUCCGUGUCUGAUUUAGACCUAACUUCUCUGAAGACUGAUUCUGAAGGUCCAGAGGAAGUGUCAGCUGUCAUGCUGCCUCAUGGUGCAAACCAACAAGGAGCGUGUGCGCAGCCUGUUGCAGAGGAGCAUCACAUUGGUGUGUUGCCAGCAGCAGGUGCAGCACAAGAAGAAGAAGAUUUUGACUUCUCUUCUUUGGAUGAGGUUUUUGCACUGGAGAGAGAAGAGCUUCCGCUCAAGAAGGAGGCUUCAACACAAACCGAUGGUCAAGGCGACACUGAGGGAUUCAUCAGGUGGCUGCGGCAGGAGCUUGUCAGCGCUCUCAGAAACUGCUCCAGAGCAGAAGUUUCACUUGAAGUCGAGAAGCGCUGCAGCAGGGACCUGCAGCAACAGAAACUGCAGCUGCAGAAGGAACUGAACCAUUCUAAAGCUCAGCUGCAGGAACUGCAAGAACGGCUGAUCCGAAGCGAGUGUUAUGCCGAGGCCCUGGAGAGUGCCAUAAAGAAUAAGGAGAGGGAGCUAACAGCUGCCAGGAACCUGCAGAGCCUUCUGGUCACCUCUUCUGGAACUGCAGCUAUCCCAGAGCUGGAAGAACGCGUGCAACAGCUCCAAGAUGGAAUGGGCAAGCUGGAAGCCGCAGGCCGGCAACAAGCCAACACCAUGGAAGCCCUUCUGAAAGAGCUGCGAGCCUCUGCCUCACGUGGGAGCGAAAGCAAGGAAUUGAAGAAGCCGUCUGAGAAGAAACGCCAAUUGGAAGCGAUUCUGGAGGAAACACAGACAAGUAAUGGCACCCUGGAGGAAGAACCUAGCGGCUUGGAGACGCUUCUGGAGGCAUCUCAGGCAAAGCUGAUGGAAUAUACAGUGAGGAAGAGAGAGUCCCAGCCCAGUUUCCAGAGAGGCCUGAAGAACAGCUGUUCUGAGGUGGCCAAGCAAGUUGGUAAACAGAGAAGAAAGGUGACAAAAGGAGUCUCAAUGGCCUCCCGCCUUCCGGAUUUCCACAGAACUGGAGGUGCAGUUGCAACAACACAUGCAGCAGGCAAGAUAAACCCAGGACCUGUGAGAAGUUUUUCCGCUUUGCGUGGGACUCAGGAACAACCAGUCUGGAACCUGGGCUUAGCCUCAGAAGUCAUUCGGGACUCCCGUGGUAGGUCACAGCCAAGUAAAGCAUUCUAAAAGAGAGAUGGGAGAAAGAGCUGGACAAGAAAUAAGGCAAAAACCUCAAGAGGUUGAUCCCUAUCUCCACGGAACGCAAUUUUCCACUUGUGGCUGUAGCCCACAGGCUGUAGCUUUGUUAUUGACACAUCUGAGUGUCUGGUUUUCUGGAUCUGGAUCUGCACAUUAGUGCUGUACUUCCAGAAUCCAGUUUCCAGUGCCACCUUUGGCCCAGCCUGCUGUAUAAACUAACAGCCCACACUAACCCUUCCCCAGCCACUGCUGAGCCUCCAGCGCCAUCAGCCCUGACAAGAUGCCAGAGCAGAGGAAGUGCCGGUGCCCGAAACCAGAGUGGUUGCAAGAGAGAGCAAUGAAGCCUGCAAACCUUGACGUUCCAUCUUGUGCAGCCAUUUUCCUGCGUCUGAUGCCAGCUGUACUGUUGCAGCGUGCUAUUUAAUAAACUGUGUCAUCUAGUCCGUGUCUUCGUUUUGCUGCCCAAUUGGAGU